AUGGACGCCAUCGAGAACCUCUUGGCCUGGGCAAAGACCCAAGGCAUCGCGAUAAACAACGUCGGGCCUCGAGCUCUACCCGGCCGCGGCAUAGGCAUCGUCGCAACCUCACCCAUCAAAAAAGACGACGCCGCCCUCGACGUGCCCAUCCCCUGCCUAAAAACAAUCGCCACAGUCCCCAAAUCCGUAUCCCGCCUCUUCCCAAAAGACACCGCCGUCCACGCCCUCCUCGCCGCCGACAUCGCCCUCGACACCUCCCCAUCCUUCAAAACCUGGUCCGCCGUCUUCCCGACGCCCGCAGACCUCGCCUCCUGCCCGCUCACCUGGCCCGCCGCCCUCACAGCCCACCUGCCCCCGACAGCGGCCGCCCUCCUCGCGGCACAGUCCGAAAAGUUCGAGGCCCACUGGUCCCUCGCCGCCGCCGCCCUCCCGGACCUGACCUACGCCGCCUACCGCCACGCCUGGCUGCUCGUCAACUCGCGCACCUUCUACCACGUCACCCCGCGCACGGCCAAGCGCAGCCGCGACGACCACAUGAUCCUGCAGCCCGUCGCGGACCUGCUCAACCACGCCUCGCGCGGGUGCAACGUCGCCUUCGACACCGAGUCCUUCACCAUCCGCGCGGACAGGGAUUAUAGUCCCGGGGAGGAGAUCCACAUCUGCUACGGGCGGCACAGCAACGACUUUUUGCUGGUGGAGUACGGCUUCGUGAUGGGGGAGGGGGAGAAUGAGUGGGACGAGGCGUGUCUUGACGAGGCGCUGCUUCCGAGGUUAAGCGCCGCGCAGAGGAAGAGGCUCGAGGAGAGGGGGUUCCUGGGGAAGUGGAUGGUCGAUGCGGAGACGGUGUGUUAUCGGACGCAGGUUGCGUUGAGGAGUAUGGUGCUGCCGGCGAGGAGGUGGGCGAGGUUCGUUGAUGGAUUCGAGGACGGGGAAGCGGAGCAAGCUCAGGUUGAUGAGAUUUUGAAAGAGGUGCUCGUGGCGUAUGACGGGGAGAUCUCCCGCAAGGUUGAGCUGAUAAGUAAGCUGGAGGAGGGCGAGGGGUUUCAGCGGGAAAUGCUUGUGAUGCGGUGGGGGCAGAUACAAGAGCUCGUCCGCACGACGAUAGAAAAACUCAAGACGAGAUGA
Molecule: messenger RNA, 1125 nt
Organism: Colletotrichum chrysophilum
Lineage: Eukaryota; Fungi; Ascomycota; Sordariomycetes; Glomerellales; Glomerellaceae
Exons: 2
Coding region: 1-1125 (374 amino acids)
Biological process (GO): peptidyl-lysine monomethylation
Molecular function (GO): protein binding; protein-lysine N-methyltransferase activity
Source: RefSeq, a predicted model, not a curated record